This is a messenger RNA of Stegastes partitus (bicolor damselfish), 1739 nucleotides long. RefSeq names its product zinc finger protein 180-like. The record is from RefSeq and is a predicted model, not a curated record. The transcript is spliced from 2 exons. Gene Ontology annotation, biological process: regulation of transcription by RNA polymerase II. Gene Ontology annotation, molecular function: DNA-binding transcription factor activity, RNA polymerase II-specific; RNA polymerase II cis-regulatory region sequence-specific DNA binding. NCBI's taxonomy places the organism in Eukaryota, Metazoa, Chordata, Actinopteri, Pomacentridae. The coding region runs from base 79 to 1176 and encodes 365 amino acids.
UCGAGCGCUGGCGGCUGUCAGCUUUACUGAUGUGUGGAAGUUUUCAAAGACGGUUGUGUUGUCGCGUCACAGAUAAAUAUGUCAGUAGUUGAUGUCAGAAUGUCUUCAGCUCAAUGUUUGAGACAGUUUAUGAACGAGCGACUAAGUGCUGCUGCUGAAGAAAUAUUCUCAGAGUUUGAAAAAACCAUCGUCCAGUACGAGGAAGAGAUCAAUCGUCAGCGCAGACUGCUGGAUAUCAUCUGGAAACCACAGAUAACGUUACACACAUUAGACCUCCCACAGCAUUAUGUCUGUAAAGAGAAUGAGGUUCUUGCUGGCCUACAGCUCUGUAACUUAGAGAUUAACUCCAGUCUGGACCAAAAGGAGCCAGGACCUGUACUGUUUAAAGAGAGUCAGGAGGAACUCUGCACCAAUUUGGACCAGGAGGAGCCAGAACCUCUACAGAUUAAAGAGGAACAGGAGGAGCUCUGCACCAGUCUGGAUCAGGAGGACCCAAAGCUUCCACAGAUUAAGGCAGAAGAGCAGAUACUUUGCACCAGUCAGGAGGGACAGCAGCUUGCACUGAAGCAGGAGACUGAUAGCUUUAUGGUGACUCACAACAACAAUGUAGAAAACUCUCCCUCAUCAGAGAGUCACUUUAAUACUGACACAGGUGAGAAGCCAUAUGCUUGCAGCACUUGUGGGAAAAACUUCAGUUAUAGCGCUGCCCUUAAAGUCCACAUGAGAACUCACACAGGUGAGACACCGUACGCUUGUGAAACAUGCGGUAAAAGAUUCUAUGAGAUGUAUUUGCUGAAAUAUCACGAAAGAAUCCACACAGGUGAAAAGCCAUUCUCUUGUGAAACCUGUGGGAAAAGUUUCAGAAGUAGUGACAGCUUGACUGUCCACAUGAGAAGCCACACAGGUGAGAAGCCGCACCUUUGUAACACGUGUGGGAAAAGAUUUACCGUCUUAUCAGCAUUUAAAAGGCAUGUGGCAAUCCAUACAGGUGAAAAGCCUUAUUCUUGCAAUACAUGUGGGAAAAGCUUUACUCAAAGUGGGAAUUUGACUGUCCACAUGAGAACUCACACAGGUGAGAAGCGAUAUUGUUGCAAAACCUGUGGGAAAAGUUUUAGUCGAAGUGGUAAUUUGGUUGCCCACAUGAGAACUCACACAGAUGAGAGGUUGUUGUCCUGAAACAUCUGUGAGGAAAAGGUGUCUGAGACCCAAGCUUGAGUAAACGUGUAAGAAUUUGUUCAGGUUAAAGGUAGGUUUACUUUUAAAGCGCCUUUGGACUGUGCUUCAGCAAUGAUCCUGUGAGGAUUGUCAGGCAAAUUUGGAAGUGCUCCAACUCCUGUACCAUCAGUGUAUUGUACGUUAUCGCUCAAAUUAUGAGAUAGUUUUCCCAUAUUUACAAGUCUCAAAACUUUUUUUUUUUUUAAAUUCUGGGAAUGCCUCUAUAGACUCUUGGUGCUACCAUGUAAAUUGAAAAGAAGCCUGAGAGGAGAGACAGGCCAUCAACUUUUAUCUGUAUCAUUAUUAUGUUGUGAAAAAGCAACUCCUCCAGGUUUUAUUCUUUGCCAGAGUGACACAAACUUACAUUUUCCUGUCACCUCCUUCGUUUGAUGUGAUGUAAACUUAUUUGACAAAUGGCACUUAUGCGAUGAAGUUUGUUCUUGUGUUUGUUGAAGAUAUUUUAUAUUUCCAUGCAUUUUCCAGUUUCACAAUUUAGAGGUGACACUAAUAAAUUUUGAAAAAUA